CAAAUCUUCGGUCACAUGAUACGGUCAGGAGCAGCAGUUGAGGGAAGGAAAGAGUCGGUGCUUCCUUUUCAAUUAAGCACCGGUGUUGUCCAAAACCGUCCUCCCUGCUUCCACACGGCCGGCAGGCUGAGGAGGAUGACUGGUAAAACUCAGACCAGCAACGUGACCAACAAGACUGACCCGCGCUCCCUCAAUUCCAGAGUCUUCAUUGGCAACCUCAACACAGCGGUGGUCAAGAAGACGGACAUUGAGGUCAUCUUUGCCAAAUAUGGCAAGAUCAUCGGCUGCUCAGCGCACAAGGGCUACGCUUUCGUUCAGUAUGUCAGUGAGAGAAAUGCCCGCCUCGCAGUCGCUGGGGAGAAUGCCAGGAUCAUCGCUGGCCAACCUCUGGACAUUAACAUGGCCGGGGAGCCCAGACCUUAUAGGGCCAAGAUAGGGUCCAAACGACCACUACCCUCUUUAUACAGUGGAUAUGAGUUUGACUACGACUACUACUCCGAUGACUUCUACAACAGAUUAUUUGACUUCCACAGGCGGCUGGCUCACCACCCUCGGGCUGUGAUCCCUGUCAAGCGCACUCGUUUGGUGCCCCCCUCUGUGCGGCGGGUGAAAACAUCUAUCCCCUCCAGGACUUCCUCCUCCUCUUCUACCUCUUCCUCCAUCUCUUCUUCUGUCAAACAGCUAAGCUGUGGUUCCACAGACACGGGCCCCAGGCUGAAGAAAGAUCAGCUCCUGACCAUCAAGCGGGAGCUCUCUCAGAUCAAGACCAAGAUUGACUCUUUACUGGGCCGGCUGGAGAAGAUGGAGAGACAGCACUGCGUGGAUGCAGAGUCUCAGAGGAAGCGUGAUGAUACCCAUCAGUCCCUCCAUGACCGGCAUAUUUCAGACUCGGCAGAACAUUCAGGAGACGACGUGGAGCUGGGGCAUCUGGAGGGAGAGACGGAGGAGAUGGCUGAUGUUUGCAGGGGGGAUUAUGACGAUGAAGGCAGCAGUGAUAUGGUGGAGAACCAUAUAUCGGACAUAGACAAUUGAAAGAGAUCAUUGAAGAUAAUGAAGGCAUUUAGGGGAAAAGGUUGUCAGUAAGUCUGCAUGCAUGAGUGGACCAUGACGGGAGUGUGGAGAAUAAAGGAAGGAUUUAGGAGAAAUUAUCUUUCUUUUUUUUCCACCCAGCCAGACAUUCCAAAGUGGGAUGCUAUUGUACAAGGGUGAAUCCUAUACUAAACCCACUGAGAGCAGAUGGUGUGUUUAUUUUUAAUUUGUCUUAUGUGACUGUGUGCUCAGCUACUAUUAUAGUUUUGCUUAUCCCAUGUAAAAUGGAUAUGUUUUUAUUCUGUAUUUUUGAUGUCCAGAAAGAGGACAAACGUGCUCACAAAUGUUUGUUUUGUUUCUGCUCUUGUGUCUUUUUUUCUAUUGUAAGAUUUUCAAGAGGAAAUAUUAUAUGUGUUUCGUAAUAAUCUGUUACUAUUAAUGAUUAAAAAGUUAAACUUCA
Clupea harengus (Atlantic herring) is the source of this 1489-nucleotide messenger RNA. It is a transcript of the gene ralyla, whose product is annotated as RALY RNA binding protein like a. Gene Ontology annotation, cellular component: nucleus. Gene Ontology annotation, molecular function: RNA binding. The record is from RefSeq and is a predicted model, not a curated record. NCBI's taxonomy places the organism in Eukaryota, Metazoa, Chordata, Actinopteri, Clupeiformes, Clupeidae.